This is a messenger RNA of Rotaria sp. Silwood1, 534 nucleotides long. The record is from the annotation of a GenBank genome assembly. Lineage: Eukaryota; Metazoa; Rotifera; Eurotatoria; Philodinida; Philodinidae.
AUGAGUACUACAGUACAAACAUCUACAUCUUCUGACAAAUCGCAUGAAAUUGAAGAUGCAAAACUAUGGAAAAUUUUUCGUAUUGAUUUCCAACGUGAAGCUAAAGAAUUUCCUGAUAAUAAAAUUUAUGCAAAUAUCAACAUUGAACCUGAAUCAGCUCGGAAACUCAUUGAAAAGUUUUUUAUAAAUCAAGAAGCAAUAACAGAUAAAAUGACACUUUGUAUACAUAAUAAUUUUGAAUGUGGUACAAAGCAUAAAAUUAGAAUCAAAGCAAAACUUAAGAAUGGAACAGAAACGUAUCAGUCAGAUCUUAUCUAUUUUACUGUACCCUCUGUAGAAGAAAAACAGAAUGGUGAAUAUAUAUAUAUACGUAAUGAAUCGAUUCCACCGACUAUACAAGGUGUAAUUACGAGUGAUGAAGAUACAGAUGAAGAGCAACCAGAACCACAACGUAAUAAAUUUAAAGAACGCGCAUUAGAACUUCUUCAAAAACUUGAAAAUCAAAUCUUAUUAGGAAGAACAUCAGUCAUGUAG